Messenger RNA from Vitis riparia (riverbank grape), 4462 nucleotides. Its product is annotated as CST complex subunit CTC1. NCBI's taxonomy places the organism in Eukaryota, Viridiplantae, Streptophyta, Magnoliopsida, Vitales, Vitaceae. Gene Ontology annotation, biological process: positive regulation of DNA replication; telomere maintenance via telomere lengthening. The transcript has 17 exons. Gene Ontology annotation, cellular component: CST complex. Gene Ontology annotation, molecular function: single-stranded DNA binding; telomeric repeat DNA binding. The record is from RefSeq and is a predicted model, not a curated record. Bases 27 to 4136 code for a protein of 1369 amino acids.
AGGCAAAGGUGGGUCGGUUUAGAGGAAUGGAAGGCGGGAAAAUGGUGUCCAUCUCAGAGCUGGUUGAAGGUCGUCGUCCCCUCACCGCUACAUCCACUCUUCACUCUCCUCCCUCUACUUCGUCUCACACACCUCCCAUUUCCUCUUCAUCUUCCUUCCCAAACUCCAAUCUUCCUCCAUCUACCCCCGCAGGCGGUGUCACUGCCCCAAGAAUCCUCACCCCUCUCAACCACCCUUCAUAUCUCAUCGGAACCCUAACCCUACCUUCCUACCUCCAUUCAACCCCUGCUCUUCCUUGUUGCUCCCACAGCACCUGCUUUGUCUUCUCCGAUGCUUCCUCCACUGUUUGCUGUGAUGUUCUCCAUCUUGAUCUUCGAAUCAUUGGCAACAGAAUCCGCGUUCUUUCCUGGAACUUCAUUCCUUCCAAGUGCGGCGGCUUCCUGGAGAUUAUUAGAUGGAGUUUCCUGGAUUCUACUGCUGGACUCAGUCGUUGUUCCAAUUUAGAUGCAUUUCCGUUGGUUUUGGGUUCUUCCUCUGCUUCUAAAGACGGUUCCAAGGGUCGUUAUAGCCUUCGCGGUGUAUUAGAGUCGGUCAGCCCUGUUUCAGUCAUCCCUUGUUCAGUUGUGACUCGUACUUCUCAAAGCGGUUCUGGUACAAAUUUUAGCACUCCAAGCAAUUUACGUGGAUUUCUUGCGCAGAUUAUGGUUUGUGAGUGCGAAUUAUGUUGUUCCAAAGAGGUGUUAAUGUCUUUGGACGAUCCACGUCAAGGGUUAAGGGGCCAUUGUUUUACUAAACCUCAGAUUCUUUACUUUUGUGGGUCUGGCUCAUCUUGGCAUCCAUUAUUUACAAAGCUUAUUGGAAAUGUUAUUUGUAUAUCACAUUUGAAGAAGAAGUUAGUUUUCAUUGGAAAGGAAGAGUCUCAGCUCAUGUAUGUAACCACAGGGAAGACUGUGCUCCGAGUGUUGAGCAUGGCCAAUCAAGAGCUUCCGCAUAAAGAGGCUGUAAUUAAGGGGAUGGGUGAAUGUGGCCUUUAUUCCGGCAUUAUAACAGGGAUAUACAUGCAAGGAAUGGUUAUAAAUCUGGAUGAACGAGUGUGGCUUUUGAUAACAGAUAGACUACUUAAUCCACCGCAUAGUCUUAGGGUGGGCGCACUAAUAUCCGUCAGAAAUAUCCACUUUCUGAAUCCAAAAUUUUCUUGGACAGAAAUGCUUAUACUUGGGUCUUGCUUUAAGACUAGCAUUAUUGUAGAAUGCUUCUCUCCAUUGGAAACUGGCUGCCAUAAGGUUUCACAAUCUCAGAGCCUGUUGGGGAAGUUUAUUGACUCAUUAGCAUUUUCUGCCAGACUAUGGGUGUUGCUUGUUGUUUCGUGUUUCAGGAAAAAGUUCUGUGGAAUACUAACAGAGAAGGAGAUUUUAGGAUCAAAACAUAGGGAAGGAUUGGUUCAGGUGUUUGCUAGGUCACAUUUACCUUCAUCAGUGUUUCAAUAUCGGUAUGGUGUAUUCAUGGAAUUCUGUAAGCAUGACUCAUGUGGCUGUGGGACUGAACCAAAUUAUGAUCAGCUAAAAUUGGUGGCACCCAUCUCUAAUCUUGUCCACCAUUGUGAAGCCAUGUGGAUGAAAAACCAAUUAGAAGGUGAUUGUGAAACAAUGGUCAACAACAACGAAUUUAGCCAGCUGUCCUGUGGAGGGAGAUCUCAUGGCCUUCCAAUUACAAGGAUUUUGCCUAGUGAAGCAAUAGGUGUUAUUUUGCUUGGAAGUUUAAAGAUUUCUCCUUCUGGAAGACUGCAAUUGAUUGAUGCCACAGGCUUCAUUGACGUUGUUAUACCAGAUCUUCCAUCAGAUUGCAAUAGCAACAGCAUAUAUGAGGUAAAUGACUACAGUCUUGUUAUGGAAGGCAUGCCUGAUCACUUGGAUCAUUUUGGAUUAGUUGAAAUGGAGCCGUUCUCAUGCAGAAGUAUCUUUGAGAGUUCUCCAUUAGUGAGAGAGAUAAGUUUAACAAUGUAUGUUUACUUUCAUUUGCGAAAAUCAAGCCUUCAAAACUUUCUUGUCCAUCCCCAUAUGAAUUUGAAGGAUAAUCUUAAGGAACUUGAAGAUGGAAGAUUUCAUAUGCUCCAUGUAACACACAAGUUUCCUGUGCUACAAAAGUUUCAAAAAGAUCAAGUUGUUUCAGAUGGAUUGAGCAUGCUUGUUGAGGCUGUGGUCUUGCCUUGGGAUUUGUUUCUUUCUGGGAAAAAUCCAACUAAGGUUUCCAAGGACCAGAAAAAGGAACCUAUGGAACUUUAUAACAGUAGAAACUACCAUGAGUAUGUUUCUUUCAAGAGAUGCAAAAUUGAUCAUGCAUCAAGCCGCCUAUUGAGCUCAGGCUUAACAGAUAAGUCAAGUGUUGCUGGUAUGGGAUCGUGUGGUCAUCUGAGUGACUGUUCUAGUGCUAAUAAACAAUAUCCAGUUGAAAUUCCAUGUCUGGCUUGCUGUAGAAGUGGCCGCCUUGUUAGUUCAGGAUCAUUGUAUUGCACAGAGGCUGCUUUAAAGUUUGGCGCUGGCUGCAAGCUGGGUGCACUAAAAGUAUUGCUAGAGUUCAAGUCAGAAAGUUUUUUCAAGUAUCAGUUGUUGCAAAUUGGAGGUUAUUACAUCACAAAGCACCAGAACAAAGAUCUUUUCUGCAAUCAUAGAGACUUUGAUUAUGUCAGAGGUGGUAAAUUUCUUAUUACCUCUGGAACAACUAUUUGGAGCUUGUCAUUCUCCUAUGAUGAGAUUUUCCACUAUACUGAUCCAUCAUUUGAUCCAGCAUUAGUCACUUGUCCUCUCCACAAUUCUCAGCAGACUGAACUAUUACUCCAGAGGUCCACUGAUAAUUGUCAUGAAAUGUGUUCAGAUAUUCAUCUCCAUCUCCCUGCUGAUUUAAAAAAGGAAUUGGAAGUGGAUUUUACGGUAUUAGAAAAAGAUCUGAUCAAGACAGCUCCAAAACUGGAAGAGGUUGCUAAUGUUCCUCUAUGCAUUGAAACAGCAAUGACUGCAUCAAUGCAAUCUUUUCAAACUGAUGAUUCUGCUUUCCUUUUGCCUGAGGGGAAUCUAGUGUCUCUACAGGGACAGGUCUUAGCUGUUCAUAAUCUCAACCACACUUCUCUUGAUGCACACUCGAGCAAUGAAAAUUAUGGUGAUGUUCGGCAGUUGAGACUCUCUAGGGGAGUGACAUGGAGCACGUGUAUUCAUGUCUUGAUGGACCAUCACAUUGUGAGCAUUUUUGGUGGCCUAAGUGAGCAUGCUUAUCCUACUGGAUUUGGACCCGGGGUAGUUGCAACUUUUCAUCGAAUUCUAGAACUGGGUGGGCAGAAUAGAUUGAUGUUGACACCUGUAUCAUUUAUUGCAAUCAACUCCAUGAAGCUAAACAAUGACCAAUACAAUGCUGAGUGUUCAAAUCCAGUUAAUGUUUCAGAGUUAUACAAUUUUGUCCCUCUAGAUGCAGUUUCUUCUUGUUUGAUCUCUGAGUUGAUUCAGUGCUUGGAGUGUAAGCCAAUGCAAUUUCACUGUAGGAUUGUGGCAGUCCAUUUUCUGGUGCUGGAGAAGAAUAGAAAAUCACAACCAAAAGUCCCCUGCAGGCUAUCUGUUGAUAUUCCACUUGCCAGUUUUGUAUUGGAUGAUGGGUCAUCCUCAUGUUGUUGCUGGGCUAAUGCUGAAAGAGCUGCAACCUUGCUAAGGCUACAUGAAGAAUUCCCAUUGAAAGCAUUUGGAAGCAGUAGCUGGAAAUUAAAGGGGAUUGGUAUAGACAAUGCCUGCAGGACCACUAUUUAUCAUCUGGACAAACUCUUAAAGAAGCAUGGAAGAAUUACUGUGAAAAACUACGGAUCUAUAUCUGAUUCUUGUAGUCAAGAUCUUAUGUUUUCUGUUGGUUCAAAUGAUCUCUUGAGCAGUUCAGAUGAGAACCUCCUCAAAUUCAUAAUCCUUAAUGCCUGCAUUGGAACAUUUUGGACUAUUAUUGGUGAUGUGAUGGAUUCUGAAGCUGUAGGGCAGUUGGAGGAACAUGUUCCAAAGAUGGGGAUGACAAUGCAUGCAAUGCAAAGUAUAUGGGCUAAAGAAGUUAGCUAUGCAAACCCUCUCACAGAGGCCAGGAAUAUGGUUGAAGAACUUCUAAACAGGUAAACAGCAGCGGGAUGUGCUUAAAGACUUUGUUUGGGCAACAUUUUUUACAAAUCAUGGCUGUUUCUCAAAAGCUACACCUGUUUAGCUGCCUGGGCUUCAUAGAUAUUCAGUUUUGGGUGCUACAUGUGGGUUAUAGGAUGCACUAGAAUUUUUUCCAUUAGCAAGCGAGAGGAGACACCAGUUGGCCAGGUGGAAGAUGAAUAAUGGAAGUUGUAUUGGGUCAAAAUGUGGGACAAAAAUUGAAUUGUCAAGACUUCUCUCUGUGGACUGAAUAAUGAGGAGAGCUUGGUAAUUGACAAAGUGAUGAUGGAUGUUUUAAUUAAAAA